Molecule: messenger RNA, 1410 nt
Organism: Rhagoletis zephyria (snowberry fruit fly)
Lineage: Eukaryota; Metazoa; Arthropoda; Insecta; Diptera; Tephritidae
Source: RefSeq, a predicted model, not a curated record
AAAAAACACAAUAUAAACUAAAAACUCUAAACAAAAUCUAAAAAUAACGGUGAGAGCAGCAUAUCUGCGCCACACAAAAAACCACAUCCCCGCUAUACCCAGACGAGAAAAGGAAGUUAAAGCAGGAUCGGUGCCUCCACCCUAGUGCCGAAAUACGCAAGCAGCAGGGUCCCGCAGGCAGCAUCGCUCACACCAGUCACAGGAAAUCAGCGGAGGAGGGUACAGGCGACAAAAAAAAAACACACAGGUGGUACAAAAUCAGGAAUGCCAAAAUCAUCCAAGGAAACGAUUGAGCUCAACAAGCGUCGUCUCUGCUGCCGCGUCCACUCCUCGCGGUACUGUCAUGCCUUCAAGGCUAUGACUCCGGCUGAAAGAUAUGAGUCUGCGCGCGUACAUAAGUACUGCGUAAACUGUUUGGCGACAUCCCAUGUUACGGGCGCCUGUCACUCACCUGCCAGCUGCCAUCGCUGCGGAAAAGCCCACCACACGCUGUUGCAUCGAGCAUCAUUCUCAUCGCCAGGUCGUAGUCGGCGAGAAGUGAAUCGGAAGAAAACCGUGGCUAGUCGACGGGCGAUUCGAAAGCCGAAGGGCAGAGUGCAGAGUCGGACUUCUACCCAGCAACGCAUACGGGAGUUGUUCAAGCGGGCUAUGCUUACGCUCCAAAGUCUACAACAGCUGCUACGUAUUCCAGCGUACCAGGCCGGCCGCCAUGUCGGAGACGUGAGCGCAGAUCUCACCGAUCGUUAAAUACUUUUGUUCUUCAUGCAAUGGUUCUUAAACCAUGUAUAUGAAAACUUUGGAAUGUAAACCCAUUGUAACUUUAGAAAUUUGAACUUACUCAUUGUAACUUAAUCUAUUGUAACCUAAUGGUUUUUGCUUAUUAUAUACUGCGGUACGGGGUGGCCUAAGGCGGGUGUGCAAGAGUAUUUUUCAUUCGCUUGUGUAUUCAUUCACAUCUUGUGUAUUCUGUUAAUUAACUUUGCACACCACUACUUCAGGCUAGCUCUGAACAAGGCGAUUAUUGCUUAACGGUUGACGGGUGAGUCAAAGAAAUAUUUUUCUUCAUUCGUUCCUCGUACCCAAAGUUGUAACCAUGUACAUAUCCUUUAUUUUAUGUCGUCUGCUUUCCUGAAGUAUGUACUACAUUAAUGUUAUUUGCUCCAAUUACUGUGCCUACUGAGAAACUCUGUGGGACAAGAGAGGCUACGUAGGUUGGAUAUUCUGCCUAUUGAAAAUUCUGUGGCUCUAUCUUUAAACUUUGAUGAUGUUAUAGAUUCUUUUGCGGAACAGAAAGCUCGGAGAAAAGAAUUUUAUUAAUAAAUUUUAAGAUUUUGUCCAAAAUUUCAUAAAAUUCCCCGCCUAUAUAUAUCUCCUUAUUUACAAACAAAGAAAGUUAUGUCUUUUGAUACA